Molecule: messenger RNA, 2310 nt
Organism: Pieris macdunnoughi
Lineage: Eukaryota; Metazoa; Arthropoda; Insecta; Lepidoptera; Pieridae
Source: the annotation of a GenBank genome assembly
AUGUUGGAAAAAUUUAAAUCCAGUUUUAAUCGUAAUGUUAUGACAAGAGAGGAAAUAACAUCUAAACUAGAAACAUCUCGCGUGGCGGUCAUCGUAGGGGCGGCUGGGUGUGGUAAAUCCACCAGGGUUCCGGCAGCCAUUUUGAGAUACUGCGGUGUUGGAACUACCGCGAUAGUAUCAGAACCCCGACGUGUAGCCGCUAUUGGAUUAGCGCAGAGAGUCGCUGAUGAGUUAGGGGAAAAUGUUGGUGAAACAGUGGGUUACCAGGUUAGACUACAAUCAAAACCCCCGCGGCCGCCAGCUGGCGCCAUCUUGUUUUGCACUUCUGGUGUACUUUUGCGCAGGUUACAAUUCAAUCCAGGACUCGAAGGAUGCACUCACGUGAUAAUAGACGAGGCUCACGAACGGGACGUUAACACAGACAUAACCUUGCUUUUAUUGAAACGCGCACUCAAGAUCAAUCCCAAGCUUAAAAUUGUUGUCAUGAGCGCUACUUUGGACAUCGAAGUUUUUACAAGAUAUUUCGAAGAUUGCCCAUUAAUAGAAGUCCCAGGUCGCACUUUUCCAGUAGAAGACUUUUAUUUGGAUGAUGUAGAGAAACAAUUUAACAUAAAACUGAAGAAUACAAGAGAAAAUUGCACCAAAGAGGAUGGCAAGCCGUUGAUCAAUUGUCAAGAGGUGGUAGAAGUCAUAAAAGCAGUUGAUAAUACAAAGACGGAAGGCGCGAUACUAGUGUUUCUUCCGGGUUGGGCUGAAAUUAAAAAGAGCAAGGAACUGUUGGACCAGAUCUAUAAUGAUGGGACGCACCUUAUAUUGCCCGUGCAUUCGAGAUUAUCAACGGCAGAUCAAACAAAAAUGUUCAAUAAACCACCACCAGGCGUUAGGAAGAUAGUUCUCUCCACAAAUAUAGCGGAAACAUCGGUCACCAUUCCCGAUGUAGUUCACGUGAUUGAUACGGGCGCUCACAAAGAAAAUAGAGUCAAACAGGGCACCGGGACAGCAAGCUUGGAAACAGUAUGGGUAUCUAAAGCGGGUUCAAAACAACGCGCUGGGAGGGCGGGACGAGUUCAGCCAGGCUUUUGCUACAAACUGUAUACAAAAGAGAAGGAAGCUGAAUUAACAGCUCACACCACUCCAGAAAUAUUAAGGAUACCACUAGACCAAACAGUGUUGGAUUGUAAGACCUAUGCACCGGAAGAGAAAGUGGAAGAUUUCCUCUCACAACUUCCGCAGCCUCCGAGCAAAGAUUCAUUGCGAUUCGCUGUCAAUGACCUCAUAGAUUUAGGGGCUCUAUCAAAGACAGAGCAGCUGACCCGUCUAGGGGUACUCGUGUCCCACCUGAACAUUUCUCCCCGUCUGGCGAGGGGCGUAUUGCAUUCGGCGAUUGUUGGGAAUGUCGUCGCUGCGGGGAAUAUGGUCGCUCAUUGCUCUGAUAACGUCGAAGUUUUUGCGAAUGCGGCGGACAGGAAAGAUGAGAUACGCAACAUAAAGCGAAAAUUUAGUUUGACGUCCGAUCACGCGGCCUUACACUGGAUUCAGGACUCGUUCGAGCUAAAGCUGGAGGAAGUGGGAUGGAGGGAAGUGGAUGGAUGGUGCGACAUGUACGGUUUGAGGAAGGACCGGCUUUCGUAUGUUAAAUCACUCUCAAACCUUCACUUGGAGCACUUACUCAAAUGUGGAAUGUUAGAGAAAAAUCCAGAAGUAGAAGAUCUAAAUAGAUAUUCGAAUAUAGACGAGAUGACGUCAGCGAUAUUAUUAUCCGGAUCUAAUACAAUACUUUUCACAAAGAAAAUGGUAAAAACUAAAGGGAAAUUGAAGACAGCGGUGGAAUUGUUUACGAGUUUAGGCGAACGCGCCCAUAUAGGCGGCGAAAGUAUUAAUUACGGUAUAACUAAACGCAAACACAAUACCAAUUUACUGACGUAUUUCGGAGGAUAUCAUUCGACGGAACGCCGAGCCUUGGUCGUUCAUAAGACGACUUUAAUAUCACCCUUGACUGCUCUUCUCUUCUCUAUGGGAGACGUCCAAAAGAAAGCCAGCGUAGAAGACACGACAGAUUUGUAUUUGCCAAGACACCGACUAACAAUCGAAGUGCCGACAAGCCAAGCGGAUCACAUACUACGUUUAAGAGAAAUGUUAUGGAACUCAUUCGAAUACUACAUUGAAAGAAAUGUCAACGGAAUUGACUUCGAGGAGUUCACGAAGACGUCAACAUUCAAAAAUACUCUUAUGAAGACUGUAGCUAGUGUAUUAGUUGAAGCGAAUAGCGAAUAUGUUGAGAAAUAUAUCAAGGAAACUGAUUUUAGAUAA